AUGUCAACGUUGGAACGGAAGCUUCGUGGAUUCAAGAUCAGCAAGCGCAGCGUCAUCACUUCAUUUUUCACUAUCACGAGCUUCGUCACUAACUUUGAAGAGGAGCGAGAUGCUGUCGAAAUUCCCGUACGAUUGGAGAACCUCAACGCCCUCUGGAUGAAGUUCAAUAAAGUCCAAGCCGAGUUGGGGCUGCUAGUGAACGACGAAGAAGAACAGGAAAAUUUGCUGAAAGAGCGAACUGAGGUGGAAAAGGCUUACUACCGCGCGAAGGGUAUGCUGAUGUUUCAUAACCGGUCGCCAACCAACUCACAAGUAAAUCAACCCCGAUCUCAAGAGCCAUCGCACCAAGCGCCGCAGGUCAAAUUACCCGAUAUUAAGUUACCCAUUUUCAGUGGAGAGUUUGAGAGCUGGCUCAACUUCCAUGAUUUGUUUGUGUCUCUUGUGCACACCUCAACGCACCUAACGACAAUCCAGAAAUUUUAUUAUUUACGCUCUUCGUUCGCCUAG
Molecule: messenger RNA, 507 nt
Organism: Wyeomyia smithii (pitcher-plant mosquito)
Lineage: Eukaryota; Metazoa; Arthropoda; Insecta; Diptera; Culicidae
Exons: 1
Coding region: 1-507 (168 amino acids)
Source: RefSeq, a predicted model, not a curated record